Messenger RNA from Xiphophorus maculatus (southern platyfish), 2025 nucleotides. RefSeq names its product CD3e molecule (gene cd3e). Gene Ontology annotation, biological process: cell surface receptor signaling pathway; positive thymic T cell selection. The transcript has 11 exons. The coding region runs from base 90 to 1181 and encodes 363 amino acids. The record is from RefSeq and is a predicted model, not a curated record. Gene Ontology annotation, molecular function: transmembrane signaling receptor activity. Lineage: Eukaryota; Metazoa; Chordata; Actinopteri; Cyprinodontiformes; Poeciliidae. Gene Ontology annotation, cellular component: external side of plasma membrane; alpha-beta T cell receptor complex.
GUCUCAGUCUGUCAUUAACCAGACUGCUGAGUUUAAUUCAGACUUCACAGAUUUGAUCCAAACUCCAGACGGAUAAAGAAACACGCAGAAUGGGUGUUCAGGUCAUGUUCGUCGUCCUUUUCAUGUUUUUAGCCACAGUGGAAUCUCAAAAAGGAGGAGUCUCAUUCUGGAGAGACAAAGUUACUCUGACCUGUCCACAAAACGGAACAUGGAAGAAUAACAUGGAAAAUAAAAAUGCUUUAGAACCUGGUGAAACUCAUGAAUUCCACUUUAAAGGCCAGGCCCAAUAUUAUUGUGAAUAUGACAAUAAUGAAGAGGAGAAGAUAAAAUACUACUUCUUCGUAAAAGGGAAGGCCUGUGAAAACUGCUUUGAGGUGGAUGGAUUCCUGUUCUUGCUGGUGAUUCUCGUGGAUGUGAUUGGGACUGCGGUGAUGAUGAGGAUAAUCUACGCUUGCACCAAGAGGAAACACCCAAAUGCACCGCUUCAACCCCCAAGAACACGUAGAACCCGGCCUCAAGCGGACCAAUCUUCUGCCUAUGAGUCACUGAACCCCAACACUCAAUCAACGGAAACUUACUCCACUGUGGUAGAGGGAUUAUUUAGGAUGGCUGUUCAGGUUGUGUUCGCUGUCAUCUUCAUGUUUGCAACUUCCGUGAAGGCUGAAACUGUUAAAGGAGGAGCAACAUUCUGGAACAAGGAAGUCACACUAACCUGUCCUCUGACUGGUAGUGUAACCUGGCACAAGGAAAAAUCAAAAAAUCCAGAAACUUCAACAUCUACAAAAAAUGUACCAAAGGAAUUUACAUUCACAUAUGAGCGCCAAGUCCAAUACAGAUGUCAAUACGAGAUAGCUGGACCUCCACCUGAAUCAACAGUGAAUUAUUAUUUCUAUGUCAAAGGAAAAGCCUGUAAGAACUGCUUUGAACUGGAUCCAAAGAUCUUUCUGGGGAUCAUUGUUGCGAAUGUGAUUUGGACCGCUGUUGUGAUGAUGAUAAUCUACAGAUGCUCCAAGAAGAAAAGCUCAGAUGGACCAAGCUCCUCUAUUAAACCGACUCCGAGAGCUGGGCACCGGGCUCCACAUGGUCCAUCUGCUGACUAUGAGACACUCAACCCUAACACUCGAUCACAGGACACCUACUCUACUGUUGUGAACAGUGGUAUGGUGAACAGGACUGGAUAGAGACAUCUUCUCUACAAUUAUAAAACUCCUUACAUACAUCCUCACAUAUUUUAAUUUUUCUUUAUUGCAAAUCCCAAAUUUAAUAAAGAUGUAGCUUCAUACUGAAAAGUAGAAAGGUGCAGUUCUUGUACAUUAUGUCAGCUUGAAGUCAUUUUAUGGUAUGCAGCCUUAAAACAUUAAAACAAAAGCAAUAAACAUUGUUGACAGUUGACACAAACCAUUUUGUUCUACUUGUCUAUUAAAACAGCUUAUACAGCAUAAGUGAAAGAAUAAUUUAUGGCAGAUGUGUUAAAAAUGAAGUUAAUAUGUUAUAUAGUAAUGAUUUUAAAAAGUACAUCUUUAUUUUUAUGCAUCUGGGGUUUUUAUAGGGGUUUUUUCUUUUCAUUUGCAUUCAGUUUAUUUACAUGGCACAACUCAUGUCUCAAGGAAAUUUACAAAGAAAAAAACAGCUUAAGGUAAAUUUAGAAUAUGUUUCAAACUAGCAAAGAACAGAAAGUUUAUAUAUGUAAACCUUAGAAAGAACGAAGGUGGACUGGUUUAAUUUUUACCACUAAUUAGAACUUUCAGAUUUACCAAUUAAGGGCAUCUUGCUGCUCUAUAUAUACAUAUUAUGCUUUGAAUAUUCAAACUUUUUAUUAGAUUCAAUAAAUAUCACACCUGUAUGAUCAAACUCAGUUAUUUGCUUUAUUGUUUUUUCUAACUGUAUUUGUGCUUUUACUGAUGUUUAUAUUAUACAAGCAGCAAGUUUUGUCAGCUGUUUUCUUUCAUUCUCUUUUUUUCUUUUUGUUUUUAUAUUUUUCUCUGUAUUAAGUGUCUCUAACUGAAAUAAACAUGGGUAAACCUC